Molecule: messenger RNA, 2807 nt
Organism: Centropristis striata (black sea bass)
Lineage: Eukaryota; Metazoa; Chordata; Actinopteri; Perciformes; Serranidae
Gene: gbp
Product: glycogen synthase kinase binding protein
Exons: 1
Coding region: 85-588 (167 amino acids)
Cellular component (GO): cytoplasm
Source: RefSeq, a predicted model, not a curated record
CCGAGGGACAGGCUCCUAGAGCCCGCAGCAGGCAGACACACACCCCGGCAGACAGACAGACAGACAGACAGACAGGCAGACAGGAUGCCGUGUCGGAAGGAGAACUACAUCUUCCUGGAGCAGUCGGUCACCGGGAGCUCCAAGGAGGUGGACGCGCUGGUCACCAAGAUCGGAGAGGCGCUGCAGCUGCACAGCAGCAGCCAGAAGAGCGUGUCCGUGUCCGUGGCCUGCCUCCACGGCGGCGGCAAGGCGGCCGGCGGCGUGGACGCGGCAGGAGGAGGAGGAGGAGGUGCAGCAGGAGGAGGAGGAGGAGCGCGUAAAAGCUGCGUAAAACUCGGAGGGCGCACCGGCGGCAGUAGCAGGGCGAGCCCGUACCGGAUCCCCGGUGGGUCCUCCACGGGAACCCACCGGGACUGGGACCAAAUCAGACCGUGGAGCAGAAAGAGGAUCACCGUGGUGCAGGAGGAGGACCCGCACCGCCUCCUGCAGGAGCUCAUUCUAUCGGGGAACCUGGUGAAGGAGGCCGUGAGGAGGCUGCAGUUCCCCGCAGGAGACUUCGGCCCCACGGCGGACAAUGUGCCGAGCUGAUGCCGACAUGAGGGACUCACAGGGGGGCAGACAGGGCCCGGGGGCCCCGGGGGCCCCGGGGGGACCGGGCCCCGUACGGACACACACACUGAGACUGGUCAGAGUUGAAUCCACAGGACUGGGAGCUAUGGUUUAAUAAUUUCAGCCAUUUUUUUUUCGUGUUUUUCUGGUCUGGAAGCGGUGUUCCGGUUGGUCUGGUGGCCGGAUUAUCUGGUGACAGGAAGAGCUGCAGGGAGACACAAAGAGAGCGAAUAGGUGGCCGGAGGCUCGUUUUUUUUCUGGUUUUCCUUAAAUUAUGAGACAAAAAGUCGAAAUUAUAUGAUAAAUAGUGAAAAUGAUAAGGUAAAAAGUCGAAAUUAUGACAAAAAUGGCCAAAUUAGCUGCCAACAGAGGCUUGUUUCUCUGGUUUUCUCCAAAUUAUGAGGUAAAAAAAACCGAAAAUAUGACAAAAAAGGCUAAAUUUAACAGCCACGGGAGGCUCGUUUCGUGUCUGCUCUCUUUAUCUAGUUAUUUUUUAAUUAAAAAGUGAAAUAUUAUCUCGGGUUUAAGUGUGAUUUUGUAUUUAAAAACAGACACAUUUACCCCGGAAGUCACCAGUUAACUCGGGGACCAGGCGGGCCGGAACACCGUGUUGUUUAUGUUUGAAUGUGGCUCAGACCGGGGGGAUGGGGGGUUCACUGGGUGCUUGGAGGCUCGUUUUUUCGGCCUUUUCAUGAACCACAAAGUGUGUUUAUUCCCAGUUGUGGGCUGGUUUGGUGGGAACCAGCAGAGACCCACUGGGAGGGGUUCCUCCUCAACAAUGGCUGGUUCUCCUCCUCGACGUGAUGAAUGAGUCACAGAGAAGCAGACAGGAAGUCAGAGCGGUCGUCUUUUAUUUACCAGCAGAAACCUGGACCGGUUCUGUUCUGCUGGAGGACCAGACUUUACAGCAGCUGGUUGGUUUCAGUCCAUUUUGUUUACAGUCUCCAGCUGUUAGAACCUCCUGGUUCUGGUUCCACAUCAGGGCGUCCACUGGGUUCUCCACAUGGUUCUCCUCUAACGGCACCACAGGCUCCUCUAUCUGCUUUUCUCCAAAUUAUGAGGUAAAGAGACGAAAUUAUAUGAUAAAAAGUCAAAUUUAACUGCCAUCAGAGGCUCCUUUUCUCUGGUUUUCUCCAAAUUAUGAGACAAAGAGUCGAAAUUAUAUGUUAAAAAGUCAAAUUUAACUGCCACUGGAGGCUCGUUUUCUCUGGUUUUCUCCAAAUUAUGAGAUAAGAAGUUGAAAAUAUGAGAUAAAUAUUCAAAAUUAUAUGAUAAAAAGGACAAAAAAGGCCAAAUUAACUGACACCAGAGACUCCUUUCUCUAGUUUUCGCCAAAUUAUGAGAUAAAAAGUCCAAAUUAUAUGAUUAAAAAGUCAAAUUUAACUGUAACUGGAGAUUCCUUUCUCUGGUUUUCUUGAAAUUAUGAGAUAAAAAUGUGAAAUUAUAUGAUAAAAAAGUCAAAAUUUAAAAACUGCCACCAGAGGCUCUUUUCUCUGGUUUUGUCAGCCGGCCUCAGUUAUUCUGGUUUAUCAUUUAAAGAUCUGAUGUUAAAAAUAAAAAGUAAAAAAAUGAUGGGAUUAAAAACAAUCAAAAUUUUGAGGAAAAAAAAAGUCAAAAUGAUGAGGUUAAACGUCAUUAUUAUAGGAUAACGAGUAAAAACUGAGCUAAAAAUUCAAAAUAAUGACAUAAAAAGUCAAAAUUGUGAGGAAAAAAAGUCGAAAUCCUGAUUUAAAAAGUCUAACUGAAGUGCCACCAGAGACUCGUUUCUCUGUUUUUCUGUUUUUUUCUCAUUUAAAGUCGUGAAGUUGGAGGAGAAUCUGUUAAUAAUGGCAGCUCCACAUUUCUCUCCUCAUGUUUCUGUUUUUUGAGGGGAGCGUGAACACGUGGAGGAGUGUGUGUGUGUGUGUGUGUGUGUGUGUGUGUGUGUGUGUGUGUGUGUGUGUGUGUGUGUGUCUGAAUGUUUUUGGGGUGAAAGGUCGUCCGUCUGUCUCUUCUUCUGUGGUGCUUUUUUCUUUUCUUUCACCCUUUUUGGGAAUUCCGACGAGGAGUUCUGUUUGUUUAUUGUGUUUUUGUUUAUUUUUUUGUAUUUGUGUAAAUAAACUGGUGUUGACUGCUUCGUAGCGAAGCCUCUGAUAACGUUCCUGACUAUUCAGGACUUUUUCUGUUCUCUUAAUAAACUCACUUUGUUUUUCCAGAAA